This is a messenger RNA of Sclerotinia trifoliorum, 1479 nucleotides long. The record is from the annotation of a GenBank genome assembly. Lineage: Eukaryota; Fungi; Ascomycota; Leotiomycetes; Helotiales; Sclerotiniaceae.
GUUCGUACCGCAAAUCUAACAAACAAAUAAAUACAACCUACAACUACAAACUACAUUCUGCUUCAAAAUAAGUCAAGAGUUCAAGAGUUCAGGAGUUCAAAGGGUUCAAGAGUUCAAGAGUUCAAAGUUUGAAUUCAAGGUCACAAUUCGGAUAUCCAAGAUGCUCAUCACAGGAAUCGCUCAUGUAAACCUCACGGUACUGCCUGGCACUCUCCAUCUAGCAAAGAAGUUUUACGAUGAAGUGUUGGGAUUUACAUCGGUUCCGGUGCCGGUCUUACAAAAGGAUCAUCUUGCUUGGUAUACACUCUUUCUUCCCCUUCCUUCUAUCUCCUACAGUAUUCCAUAGCCCCCCUCAAUUAACCUGUCCAAUAUCCACAUCUUCCCCCAUUCCACUAACCGUCCCCAAAAGGUUCGACAUAACACCCCAAGGACAACAAAUCCACAUCUCGGACUCUGGAUCCCCCUCAGAACCAAAAUCUUCUCGCCAUCCUUGUUUUAAGGUAGCGGGUCCAGAGGCUCUGAUAGAGUUGCAGAAAAAGAUUUGGACUUUUUAUGAGAGUGAGGAUGCUGGAGAGGCGAGACCGAGAGAGGCUGAUAGGCCGGGAGAAGUUGAUAGUGGUGAGUGUUUGAUGUUUUUUUUUUUAAUAUAAAGGGGGAUGUUGCUUUUGGCAUGCGAUGGCGAGAACGAGAGGCCGUGGAGUGGAUUUUGGAAUGGUUGAUAGUGAUUGUUCUUGUCUAGGAGCGAAGGGAGUGGAAUACCCGAUCAGGUUCUUCGCGAGGGAUUUUGCUGGAAAUAGGCUGGAGUUUAGUUUGUAGGAGGGAUGAUUGCAGUGAGUGUUUCCAUUCUUUUUAUAUAUAAUCGACUUUAAAUCCUGUCAAACGUCGUUACAGGCAGUUGUUACUGUAUGAUUCCCAUUUUCUCGUCAUGGUUGAAUACCCAUGACUUGUCUUGUCUUUGGAGUUUAUGCAGAGAUCUACAUCAUUCUCUUCUUUUAUUAUUCAAUUCCCAGUAAAUGAUUUAUGGACGGUGUAAUUCUCUUAUAUCAACUACUUCUAUCCCUUUGGUUAUCGACUGAUGUCACAAUCUCAAGCCCUAACCACGCAAUUGUACUAGAGACAUUAUUUCACACUAUAACCAGAAAUCGAUCAGAGUCUUUUACCAAGUUCAUUAUGAAAUAAAGGCGAGCGCUGGUGCUUAAGAGCAGAAAGGACGGGACCAGAAACUGGAACGGAAUUGGAAUUGGAGUUGGCCGGUCAGUCUAUUUUUAAGACGCCGCAAAAGUUUGACCAUCUUUAUGGCCUGUGUUCUCCCAACCUGGGACAGACAACCAACGCAAUGGGACUAUUCUGAGGUCGAACAAUCUUUUCGCUGUGGCACUGUUCUUGUGAUAUUUAUAAUGAAUCUCUUGGUGUGCUGUAAAGAUGUAUGGAAGGAAGGAAUAAACCAACCGCCAAGUGUGCUUGACAAACUCCCCAGUA